AUGGGCGGUUUGAAUGCCUUUCAGUGGAUGCUGAAAGAGCGAAAAGUGGGGCCGAAAGAAGGUGCUGCACUUUGGAAAGCCAUGGAUGACCAAGCCUCAGACGCAAAGACACAGUGGAUCGACGAGUUUUCCACCGAAGUUUCUGUGCAGUUCCCACAAGACAUCCAUUCUGUCAUCAUGGUAGUGGGAGGUCCCGAUGGCAUCAAAAAACCCAUCAUGAACGAUCUCAGUGAGAUCCUGUUGACGCCUCAGUCCAAGACUGCUCAUGCCUAUUUGAAGAUCAGGCUGCCAGGAGAUGCCUCAACAACUGGAGGUGGCGUGAGCAACCAAUUAGCCAGUUUGGUGCCGACGUUUGAUCCAUCAAAGGACGACAUGACCAUGUAUCAACAACGAGUUGAACUAGUGCUAGCUGCCUGGCCGAAAAAUCGCAUCCAGGAGCUCAUUACGAGAUUGAUUCUCAACUGUCAAGGAAGUGCUUUUCAAAAGUUACAGCUUAACCACCAUGAGCUGUCCUCAGGCGAUGAGAAGGCCGUGAAGAAGUUGAUUGAGCUUCUUGGAGGCUCAUGGGGACGAAUCGCAUUGCAGAAGCAGUACGAAGAAGCGGAACAAGCCUUGUUCCACUGCAGUCAGAGGUCUGACGAAACCAAUGACAGUUUUUUGGCACGUGCUGACAUUUUGUGGAGCCGUUUGAUGUCAAGAAAGCUGAGUUGGGAAGAUCUGCAAGCGUUUGUGCUGUUGCGUGGCAGUACAUUGUCCCCAGAGGAGAAGAAAAAGGUCAUUCUCGAUGCUGAUAGUUCAUCUACUGGGAAGCUGACGGUGUCUCGAGUCUCAGACGCCAUUAGACUGUUAGGUGCUUCAUUCUUCGGUGACAUGACGGGUCAAAAACGAUCUGCAAAACUGAAGGUUUAUGACAACAAUACAGUACUGGUAGCUGAAGAUGAUGAGUCAACAGAAAACCCAGUCCUUGCAACGGAUGAGAUCGGCGAAGACGAGCUGAUUGAGCAGCUCUUACAAGAAGGAGAUCCAGAUGCAGCCCUUGUCAUAGACUAUGAGGCCACAGCCCAAGAGGUUCUGCAAGAGGACAAUGAUCUUGCAAGUGCCUUUUCAGCCUACCAAGAAGCCCGACAGCGCUUGGCAGAGAAACAGCGUCACCGUGGCCAUUGGAAAGCCGAAUGUCCGCACCGGUCUGAGAAUCAGACGAGUAGUGCCGCAUCCAUGACAACAACCGCAGCCGCCACCACAAGUGUCACGAUGCAAUCCGAUGAGGGUCUGGCCUUAGAGUUCCUGCAAUUGCCUGAGUGUAGCCAGACCGCUCUUGACCAGGCAGUGCAAGCAGUGCAGGAGCAAGAGGUGAAGAACGACCUCGAGUACCUGACCUUGGCGGAUCUGGAGAACGAAGUGGUUUCUUUUGGAGAAGCUCACCUGGGUCAAACAUACACCCAGGCAUGGAGCGACCAAGAGUGGGUGAAGUUUAUGACCGCUCGCUACCAAAAGAGCACGAAGGAAUCCCACAUGAAGUUCCUCCGAUUCGUGGAGUUGAAGAUCGAGAUGAUGGAGGCCGAGAUGAACCAACGCCCAAUGAAGCCAAAGACUCAAGGCCAUGUGGUCUCAAAGGCCAAAUGCCGCCCAGCCGCCAAAGCAGCCACAACAUACACGGUGGUAUCACAUGGAGAGCCCAUCGACAUCUCUUCGCAGGCUGGGGAGGACGAUGGGGUCUACGAGACCGAGAUGUCCUAG
Messenger RNA from Cladocopium goreaui, 1737 nucleotides. The record is from the annotation of a GenBank genome assembly. NCBI's taxonomy places the organism in Eukaryota, Dinophyceae, Suessiales, Symbiodiniaceae.